AUGAAACACUUCGGAGGUGCACUCUUAGGCGUACAAGACCUUUAUGGCAUCUUCUCUGUGGUUAAGUACACAGAAGAAGGUUUGGAGAAUUCUGAAUGCUAUGUUCAUAAGCAUUUAAUGAGAAACAGGAGGCUUGAGCCGGACUCAGCCUGCACUCCUGUGUACUCCAACUCAGCCUGUUCCCUAUCUCCCAGCUUCGCUUCUGAAUGUGCAGGACCAUGCAGUGGCUCCUUUUUCCCACCAUCUUCAUCAUCCCUUCUACGCAACAGCCCACUAAAGAAGCCUGGAGAAAAACCUUCAGGGACCAGUGAAGUCCACCAGCGCAAGGAGGUCUGUCACUGGCCAUGCAGAUGCCCACCAGUGCCAACCUGCACCCCUGGGGUCAGCUUGGUGAAGGAUGGUUGUGGCUGCUGCAAGGUCUGUGCCAAGCAGGCAGGGGAGACCUGCAAUGAAGCUGACAUCUGUGAUCCCCACAAAGACCUCUACUGCAACUACUCAGAAGAUGAGCCUAGGUAUGAAACAGGCGUGUGUGCAUAUCUGGUAGCCGUAGGCUGCGAGCUGAGUGGAGUUUAUUAUCUUAACGGGCAGUCCUUCCAACCUAACCCACUCUAUAAGUGCCUGUGUAUCAGUGGUGCAAUCGGAUGUACACCUGUGUUCACACCAAGGUUAGCAGCAAGUCCCUGCACCAGGGUCACGGGCAGAAAGAAGCCUGGACAAUCCACCUGCAGCCCGGGACAGCACAAGCAGCUUCAAUCAACAAACUACAGACUGAUGCCAGUUUACAGAAGCUUACCACUAGUAUUGAAGCAAAAGUGCCUAGUACAGGCAACUCCCUGGACACCCUGUUCCAGGACCUGUGGCAUUGGCAUAUCCAGCAGAGUCACCAAUGAAAACAGAAAAUGUGAAAUGAGAAAGGAAAAGAGAUUGUGCUUCAUCCAGCCCUGUCUGACCAAUGUACUGAAGGCAAUAAAGAUUCCAAAAGGAAAAACAUGUCAACCAACAUUCCAGCUUCCUACAGCAGAGAAACUCUCUUUUUCUGGAUGCUCAACUGCUCAAAGCUACAAACUAACUUUCUGUGGGGUGUGCUCAGACAAGAGGUGCUGCAUACCUAACAAGUCCAAAAUGAUCACUGUACAGUUUGAGUGUCCCAAUGAGGGCUCCUUUAAGUGGAAGCUGAUGUGGAUAACAUCUUGUGUAUGUCAAAGGAUCUGCACUGCUCCAGGAGAUAUAUUUUCUGAACUCAAAGUUUUAUGACAAAUGACACCAUUGUCUGUAACACAGAGGCUGCAGGAGCACAUUCACACCCUGGUGAGCUACCACAACCCCCUUCCACAGCAAUGUUUAUGGUAAAACUAAACAAUUAAUACUCAGAGAUGUAAAGAGCACCUGGGAAAUGGUAGUAAGAGAGCAUCUUCUUACCUGCAAUUGGUUUAACACGUGGAAACGUGUUCUUGAGAAUAUUGUCAAGACAAGAACUUUUGGUAACCCAAAAAGGCACAGCAAGGCAGCUUUGCACCCCAUUGUAACAAGUCCUUGCCCACAAAGACAUGGAAAUUCACAGAUGCUCUGACUAACCUACUAGAAAAAAGAAAACAACCCUGCAAGACUUAGUCUGUAAGUCUUGAUUAACAGGAAUUGCAGAUAAAUCAAAUCAACAUUUUCUCCUCUCUAUCUGCAAUAGUAAAACACAGCAAUGCUGUUUCAAGCAGAAGUCAACUUUGAGCUCAGAUUGAUUUUUGCAGCAGAUAAUCUUUCUCUAGUGUGAAUAUAAACAAGACACUGGUAAAGGAAGAGAUAAGUGGGCAUCUGCAGAUAAGAGAUGUAACAUUUCAAAGAAGUGACUAUUUUUAGAAGGCUUGGAAAAAACCAAACAAGCUCUCACCAAGUGUUACCACAAUGCUUUAUCAAACACUUCUGGACUUGUACACUGAAAAUUGUGCUUACUUGUAUACCUGACUCCAGCUCUGCUAGAAGGAUUUACAGCCUUAAGAAAUUAUUGUAUUGAUCCAUUCUGGUUUGUAACAGUUCACUGCUAUUGCUGUCCUGAGACAGGCAAGGAUCUGGAAACAGCAGCACAUUCUCUUGUGUAGAAGUUCUUACUGUAAUAUAAAACUCUACUUACCCUGGUAAUUAUAAAUAAUAAACCAUCUCUCUUGCUUGCAUUCUUUUAAGCAUGCAAACUUUGUUCUCCAAACAGCCAUUAUAACUUCACUGUAAGUGUAUGUUUUGCUCAGAGGUAUAUUGUAUUAUCAAGUGCAACUCAUCAUUCUUGGCCAUGAAUCAUUAAAAUGGUAAUUAAUACUCCAAGUACCAUACUUGAAAUAAAAUGGUGUUGAAUUUUCUGAUAUUGCUAAUAUUGAUAUAAACUCAGAAUGCUCCACUAUAAGUACAACAUGGAAGCAAAAUUAAGCCUACAAGCACAACUUAGAGCACUCUGGAAUGGCUACUAUCCUGAAGAAUUUAAGAAAUCAAUUUCAUUAGAGCCUUGCUUUCAUCUUUGAGAACUGUGUGCUUUUCUUCUCUUCACAGUGGCUUGUUAAAAAACCAACCUAGCAACAGUGACCCUUCUUUGAAGCAAGGUCUACUUUUAGUUUGAUGCCAGCUCAAAGGCUAAGAAAGAAGUGACAGUUUUGGCUGCCACAAGCUCUUUCUUGACAGCACAUAGUAUGGUAAUUUACUGUACAGUUAGAAAGAUUUCAAGUUACCUUAUGGUGGCAAUCUUACAGGCUGGGCCUGUCCUCUCAGAGCUGAGGAAGCUGCUGUCCCAGGCUUCCUUUGGAAUUACAAUAUGCUGCAGCUCACUCUGCUUAAACUGAAGUGGUUGGAUGCUUGGGGGAGAUGUCAAAAAAUAAACUGGUUCUUCCUUUUUUACACAA
Molecule: messenger RNA, 2876 nt
Organism: Pogoniulus pusillus (Red-fronted tinkerbird)
Lineage: Eukaryota; Metazoa; Chordata; Aves; Piciformes; Lybiidae
Gene: CCN6
Product: cellular communication network factor 6
Exons: 7
Coding region: 1-1254 (417 amino acids)
Biological process (GO): signal transduction; cell adhesion
Cellular component (GO): extracellular region; extracellular matrix
Molecular function (GO): heparin binding; integrin binding
Source: RefSeq, a predicted model, not a curated record